This is a messenger RNA of Zophobas morio, 1314 nucleotides long. RefSeq names its product RING finger protein 148-like. The record is from RefSeq and is a predicted model, not a curated record. Gene Ontology annotation, biological process: Wnt receptor catabolic process; ubiquitin-dependent protein catabolic process. The transcript is spliced from 9 exons. The coding region runs from base 96 to 1310 and encodes 404 amino acids. Gene Ontology annotation, cellular component: plasma membrane. Gene Ontology annotation, molecular function: frizzled binding; ubiquitin protein ligase activity. Lineage: Eukaryota; Metazoa; Arthropoda; Insecta; Coleoptera; Tenebrionidae.
AGGCUUUCUGCUGUCCGCUGCCAGUAUCUUUAGAGUUGUUGACUGUUCGGUUGGAUGACCCUUUCUAGUUUCAUAUAUUUGUUUUAUCAUAAAAUAUGGCAAGAGUAUUGUUACUUUGCACGUUUAUCGCACUUUGUUCUGUAAAAAGUUACUCUGAAGCAACUUGUGCCGAGAUCUUUGUUUAUGUUAAUUUACAGUACUUAACUGAACAGCCUUUUCAGGGAAUUUUUAGCCAAGGUAGCAUUUUAGAAAAUUUAUACGGUGCUUCGCCUACACUUUUGCCGUCUGAAGAAAUUUGUUCUAAAGCCUUUAAUCAAAUAAACCCUUUAAGAUUAACGUUUAAGGUCAAUAGUUUCAGUCAUGAUUCACUUUGGGUUGCUCUUGUUGAAGGCGGAGGAACUUGUACUUUUGAGCGACAGGUGAAAGCUCUACAGAAUGCUGGUGCCUCCGCUGUGAUAAUUGGGCACUCUGUUUCUUUGACUUCAAGUCUGGGUUGGUUACAAGUUCCCGUUAUCUUUAUGGAGGCCAUAGAUUUUAUUUCUUUAAAGCGUUUGAUUAUAAACACUAACGGAGUACGUCUUGAUAUUAAUUUUAAAAAUGUUAAUCCUUGGGACGAUUUUCAAGAUGUUCUUUUUAAAGGAAGUUUGGGUUUAGUGGUUAUUUCAGUUUUUUUCUGUUUGGUGUCUUUGGCUACGUUUUUCAAGCAACGGCGCGCACGUGUGCUGGAGCAGCGAGAACAGCAACGGCGGGAAGCACUCAAGCGCGAGAGAACUUUAAAGAAGAUUAAGAAAUUCAAAACUUUUAAAUAUAAAAAUGCCCCUACUGAUGCUGAAGACACACUCGUUUCUUGCGUUAUCUGCUUGCAAGAUUUUCAAGAGGGACAGUUAUUGAGAGAACUCAUUUGUGGGCAUGGCCAGCAUUUCCACCAAUCGUGUAUUGACACUUGGCUGGCCGACCAAAGGCGUUGCCCCAUUUGCAUGUUGAAUAUUUACGGGCUGCUUUCUGAGGAGGACACGUGCCCGUCUUCGCCUUGUCCCUCCCAUACUAGCGACGAGGAAGUUGCCCUCUUAUUUCCUAGAACCAAUGAUAUGGCCCUUACUGUUGGCUUGGAAAUUGAGCCGCCCGUUGAGAAAAAUUCAUGGUGGCGCCGUAUAUGGCGUUUUCGUACUAAAAAACAUGUAGGCAGAGAGGAUAUGCCAAGUCUGAAUAAUAGUAAUGAUAAUAGUGGUGGUCAUAGUGAUUCUGCCGAUGACGAUAAUAAUGAUAAUAACAAUGCAAAUAAUAUUAUGUUUUCUUUCGAUGCUCACUAAAGUA